Fusarium subglutinans is the source of this 2502-nucleotide messenger RNA. Its product is annotated as ATPase. Gene Ontology annotation, molecular function: ATP binding; ATP hydrolysis activity; ABC-type transporter activity. Gene Ontology annotation, biological process: transmembrane transport. Bases 1 to 2502 code for a protein of 833 amino acids. The record is from RefSeq and is a predicted model, not a curated record. NCBI's taxonomy places the organism in Eukaryota, Fungi, Ascomycota, Sordariomycetes, Hypocreales, Nectriaceae. The transcript is spliced from 4 exons. Gene Ontology annotation, cellular component: membrane.
AUGUUCCGGUUCAUUGGCUCUGCAACCAAGUCCGUUGCGCAGGCUCUGGCACCCGCCUGCAUCAUCCUGUUGGCCUUGGUCUUGUAUUCGGGAUUUGCGAUCCCACCCGCUUACAUGCCGAACUGGCUCGGCUGGAUCCGAUGGGUGAACCCUGUUUAUUAUGGACUCGAGAGUGUGUUUCUGAUCGAAUUUGUUGGUCAACAGUUUCCCUGCUCAGACUUUGUCCCCCAUGGUCCUGGCUACGAGAACUUAGGAAACGGCGAAUACGUGUGCAACGUGCCUGGGUCUGUACCUGGGCAAUCAUUCGUCAAGGGCGAGGAUUACUUGAAGGCCUCCUUUGGGUUCGUCAACAGCCACCGAUGGAGGAACUUCGGCAUAAUCAUCGCCUGGACCGUGUUUUUCAUGGCUCUUCAUCUCUGGACCACCGAGUAUGUCGCCUCGGAGCGGUCAAAAGGUGAAGUCCUGGUAUUUCUUCGUGAGGCCAUGCACAGGGUCUCUGGCAAGCGCGUCAGCGAUGAAGAGGCGGGUGUUCCUACGCCUACAGGAAAGCAAGAGGCUUCUGGUUCAUCGAGUGAUAAGGUCGAGGUCGAGAAGCAAACGUCCGUCUUCCAUUGGAAAGAUGUCUGCUACGACGUCAAGAUCAAGAGUGAGACGCGCAGGAUUUUGGAUCAUGUCGAUGGCUGGGUCAAGCCCGGAACCCUGACAGCUCUCAUGGGUGUCUCGGGUGCUGGCAAAACCACUCUUCUUGACGUCCUCGCUAGUCGAGUGACCAUGGGAGUUGUUUCUGGCGAUAUGCUUGUUAAUGGUCACUUUCGCGACUCUUCCUUCCAAAGAAAGACGGGCUAUGUGACUCAACAGGAUCUGCACCAAGCCAGUUCAACGGUACGAGAAGCGCUUCGAUUUAGUGCCAUGCUUCGGCAGCCAGCCAAGUACUCCAAGCAAGAACGUCUGGACUACGUCGAGACUGUCCUUUCGCUUCUCGGGAUGGAGGCCUAUGCAGAUGCCAUCAUCGGUGUCCCUGGUGAAGGCCUGAAUGUUGAACAGCGCAAGAGACUUACGAUCGCGGUUGAGCUUGUUGCACGUCCGCAGCUUUUGCUCUUCCUUGAUGAGCCUACUUCUGGACUGGACAGUCAGACUUCAUGGUCUAUUUGCGACUUGAUGGAGCAAUUGACCAAGAGCGGCCAAGCAAUAUUGUGCACUAUUCAUCAGCCCUCUGCUAUGCUUUUCCAACGAUUCGACCGCCUACUUCUGCUCGCGAAGGGAGGAAAGACUGUCUAUUUUGGUCAAAUCGGUCAGAAUUCACAGAUCUUGAUGGACUACUUCACUCGCAACGGAGGCCACCCUUUGCCACCCAAGGCCAACCCAGCGGAGCAUAUGCUUGAGGUCAUUGGGGCGGCACCGGGUACGCAUACUGACGUGGACUGGCCAGCCGCAUGGAGGCAGUCUCCAGAGUACAGGGAGAUGCAGAAGGAACUCCAAUCUCUCAAGGCGUCACAACCGUCGGCGACACUUGCAUCAAGCGAAGCUGACCCCUCCGAGUAUGACGAGUAUGCUUCUCCUCUGUUCACGCAGCUACGGGAGGUCACCAAACGUCUCUUUGUUCAGUACUGGAGAAGCCCGGGCUAUAUGUACUCCAAGUCCAUUCUCACAGUCGGUGCAUCCUUAUUCAUCGGCCUUUCUGUCAUGGAUGGCGAGAAUACAGUCCGUGGUCUUCAGAACCAGAUGUUUGGAGUAUUCAUCUUCUUGACCAUCUUUUCGCAGGUCGCUGAACAAAUGAUGCCAGCCUUUGUGGAGCAGAGGACUCUUUACGAGGCUCGCGAGCGUCCCGCAAAGACAUACUCUUGGCAGUCAUUCAUGUUUGCAAAUCUGACAGUCGAGAUAGUCUGGAACUCGUUCACCGGUAUAUUUGCCUUCAUCUGCUGGUACUUCCCCAUCGGCCUCUACCGUAACGCUGAGUACACGAACGAGGUCCAUUCUCGUGGCAUCACCAUCUUCCUUCACGUCUGGAUGUUCUUCCUCCUGACUUCGUCCUUCGCCCACAUGAUUAUCGCCGGACUUCCCAACGCUGAUACUGCAGGCGGCGUCAUGAACCUGCUCUUCAUCAUGAUGUUCGCAUUUUGUGGUGUCCUCGCUGGCCCUGAUGCUCUGCCCGGUUUUUGGAUCUUCAUGUACCGCGUUAAUCCUUUCACAUACGUGGUAGAGGGUUUCCUCGGCACAACUCUUGCCAAUGCACCUGUCACUUGCGCCGACAACGAGAUCAUGGAGUUCAAACCUGCGAAUGGCACAUGUGGAGAGUUUCUGUCGGACUAUAUGUCCAAUAUGGGUGGGUAUCUUGUUGGUGACAGUGCGGGCAGCAAAACUCAGUGCCAAUACUGUCCUAUGGCAGAUACCAACACGUUCUUGAAGGGGAUCAACGUUAGCUUCGACAAUCGCUGGAGAGACUUUGGGCUACUUUGGGUUUAUGUGGUCUUCAACUGUGCAGCCGCAGUUGCUAUUUACUAA